UACAUAAUACAUUUUAUUCAAACUUGUCAAGAAUAUUUCAGAAACUGGUACAAUUGACAGAAUUGUCUUUUAAAACUAAAUGUUAAUGAAUUACAAGAUAAAAUAGAAUAAAUAGUUUAUGGUAAAAUGAUUAAUUGAUCAAUUUGAUUUCCCAUUCCUCUUAUCACUGAAGUGAAUGACGCAAACAUGAUAAUCAUUUGUUAUCUUAUAUCAUUAAACUCCGACUGUCACUUUAUCGAGAAUCUUUCGUAAUGGGCACAUGUAUCACGUGAUAAAUUGAUGGCAAUUUAAUGGGAUAGUUAUGAUAUAACUUACGACAUACGAUAGGCUCGAUGGGAGUUACUCUAUAAAUUGUGCUCAUUUGAAUCGCUUAAUAAAUCGACAUUUCGCGACAGACAUCUGUUAUAAAAGAUGGCAAGUAACGAACAAGGCAAAAUGAUGAACAUUUGGAAAAAUGCAGAUGCUGUGACAUUCGACGUGGAUUCCACAGUGAUACAAGAAGAAGGCAUCGAUGAGCUUGCAAAAUUUUGUGGCAAAGGGGAAGAAAUUGCCGAGUUGACUAAAUGUGCCAUGGAAGGUGAUAUGACAUUUCAGAAAUCCUUAUCGACAAGAUUGCAGAUAAUAAAUCCAAGUUUAGCCCAAAUAAAGGAGUUCUUGAACACGCACCAACCAAAACUGACCGAUGGUAUCGAAGAGUUGGUGUCAGCUUUACGAGCUCAUGGAAAGCAGGUGUUUCUCGUCUCCGGUGGUUUCGACUCUCUCAUCAUGCCAGUUGCUGCGAAACUUAACAUUCCACCCGAACAUCUUUAUGCUAACAAAUUAAUGUUUUACUUUACAGGAGAAUAUGCUGGAUUUGACAAGGAUCAGCCGACCUCUAAAAGUGGUGGUAAAGCCGAAGUAAUACAACGUCUCAAAAAAGAAAAAGGAUUUGAGACAAUUGUACAUAUCGGCGAUGGCGCGACAGAUUUGGAAGCAUCGCCACCAGCAGACGCAUUUAUAGGAUUCGGCGGGAAUGUAAUUAGAGAAAACGUCAAGUCACGCACGCAAUGGUAUAUAACAAAUUUUAAUGACCUCACAAAAUGUUUAUAAUCAUAAAACAAUAUAUAUGAGUAAAAAGAGUGACAUAUUACGAUAUUUUGUAAAAUGUAUGAUACUAAACUCUUUUGUACAAAAAUGUACCGCGUUUCGCCUUGAUCGAUCGAGUCAGAUUUAUGAAUAACGUUUUCUUUUAUUCUACACACAAGUACAAUGUAUGGAUUGUGUGUUUAAUGUAGCAAUUUAUAAGAUCAUGUGCGAUCUACAUGUACAUUACAUUGUAUCAUAUCGAUAAUUGUUAUCACCGCAGUAAAUGUAUUCACUCAUAAUUCUGUACAUAAUUAUGUCGUAUAAUUCGUAUCAUUUGUAUACACAAUUGCUAUCUAUGGACAAGUCGAACAUUAAAUAAUAAAAAAGGCGAGAUGGUGAACCGUUUUAUACGUAUCCUUUCCUUACGUGCGUUUGAAAUAAUAAUUCAAAACUAAAUUCUCUCCCCGGCAAUACAGAAAUUGUCACGCCUUUUAUUACUUUUGAUAUAUUAUAUGAUCUGACUAUCUUGAAAAUUGCAUAUUCAAGUUUCGACAUUGUACCAGUGUAUUAUACUAAUAAUAUAACAAUUACGAAUCAA
Dinoponera quadriceps is the source of this 1663-nucleotide messenger RNA. RefSeq names its product phosphoserine phosphatase (gene aay). The coding region runs from base 412 to 1089 and encodes 225 amino acids. Gene Ontology annotation, cellular component: cytoplasm. Gene Ontology annotation, molecular function: L-phosphoserine phosphatase activity; magnesium ion binding. NCBI's taxonomy places the organism in Eukaryota, Metazoa, Arthropoda, Insecta, Hymenoptera, Formicidae. Gene Ontology annotation, biological process: L-serine biosynthetic process; dephosphorylation. The transcript has 6 exons. The record is from RefSeq and is a predicted model, not a curated record.